Messenger RNA from Glycine soja, 695 nucleotides. Its product is annotated as 39S ribosomal protein L41-A, mitochondrial-like. Bases 165 to 443 code for a protein of 92 amino acids. NCBI's taxonomy places the organism in Eukaryota, Viridiplantae, Streptophyta, Magnoliopsida, Fabales, Fabaceae. Gene Ontology annotation, cellular component: mitochondrial large ribosomal subunit. Gene Ontology annotation, molecular function: structural constituent of ribosome. The transcript is spliced from 4 exons. The record is from RefSeq and is a predicted model, not a curated record. Gene Ontology annotation, biological process: translation.
ACUACUAUUUAUUAAAUUAUAUGUUUAUCCUUCUCUUCAACCCUAAACCCUCACAGUCCUGACGGUGCCACACCGCCACUGUCUUUGUUCUUUCUCCGCUUUCACUGAUUAUUCGUCGAAGGUUCCAACCCAAUUUGUUAUCUCUCUGCGAUUUCUAGAAAAAGAUGCCUCUGGGACUCAUCUUAGGAAUAGGAAGGGCAUUUCGAAGGAAGCGGCCAUCUUCACUCGAUAUUCUAUCAUCAAAACGUGCUCCUCGUGGUUAUUAUAAGGGAAAGAAUUGCAAGCCUACUGGUUUCCACACUCGCAAAGGUGGGUAUGUGGUGAUGCAAGAAAAAUUGCCAAAUUAUGUAGUUCCUGAUUUGACUGAUUUCAAGCUCAAACCAUACGUAUCUCAGUGUCCUAUAGAAGCGAAUACCUCUGAAGCUUCCCAAACGGCUAAAUAACCAAAUUGAGUAGUGUAAGAUACUUUCUUUGUAACUACAGAUGUUUUUCCAUGAAGAGGAGUUGGCAUGCCCUUCGUUUUGUUGUUUGUUCUCUCCUUUUGAACUACGCCUUGAGUAAUUAUUGACCGGCACAAAUAUUUGAUAGUUCAAUAGGAUAUUAACCUAUCAAUCAAUAUCAUUAACAUAUGUAGUGCGCUGAAUGAUUUGGACUAUCAAAACUAUCAAUAAUUUUCAUCUGUUGUUCCCCGAUUA